Messenger RNA from Cebus imitator (Panamanian white-faced capuchin), 785 nucleotides. It is a transcript of the gene CCL1, whose product is annotated as C-C motif chemokine ligand 1. Gene Ontology annotation, molecular function: chemokine activity; CCR chemokine receptor binding. Gene Ontology annotation, cellular component: extracellular region. NCBI's taxonomy places the organism in Eukaryota, Metazoa, Chordata, Mammalia, Primates, Cebidae. The record is from RefSeq and is a predicted model, not a curated record. Gene Ontology annotation, biological process: positive regulation of GTPase activity; positive regulation of ERK1 and ERK2 cascade; cellular response to tumor necrosis factor. Bases 126 to 416 code for a protein of 96 amino acids. The transcript has 3 exons.
CUGGAAAACUCCACCUGGUCUCAAAAUAAAAGCCCUCGGCAUUGCAGAAUGGCCCAGUGGUGAUCUUGUAGCUUCACCAGACUCAUCAAGGCUGCUCCAGGAAGGCCCGAGCCAGACCACUAGACAUGCAGAUCAUCACCAUGGCCCUGGUAUGCUUGCUGCUAGCUGGGAUGUGGCCACAAGAUGUGGACAGCAAGAGCAUGCAUGUGUCCCUCUCCAGCUGUUGCUUCUCAUUUAUGAAGAAAAAGACUUCCCUGGGGGCAAUCCAGUGUUACAGAAACACCAGCUCCAGCUGCCCCCAGGAUAGUUUCAUAUUCAAGCUGAAGGGAGGCAAGGAAGCCUGUGCCUUGAAGACUGACAAAUGGGCUCAGAAGUACGUAGAAAAGCUGAGCUACUGCCCGCCAAAAAGAAAAUGAGCAGAUUUCUUUCCGUCAUGGGCUCUGGAAAUCACACGGCUUCACUUUUCCCUGAAGCCCCCAGCCCUGCAUUGUUCCUUCUGCCCCACGUUUGCUGGGACAUGGAGGAUCAGCUUGGUCUUUAUAAGCUAUGUUGUCACAAUUUAUACAUUUAAAUUAUAGAAUCAUCAACCCCCACCCCUCUGUGUCUCUUGGAUUUCAGAGUGAAAACUUGAUGGGCAUUGGGAGGUGGUGGCCAGCGGCUGAAGGAUGGGGAAGGAAGAGGGAGGCAUGUUGCACCUGGUGCCAGGGGAACUGAACUAAAUUAGUGACUCUCUACCUCUCAGUAGCUGCCUUUGUCCUGGGGAGUAAGCUUUGACUGGUGUGGUG